Messenger RNA from Lontra canadensis (Northern American river otter), 1905 nucleotides. It is a transcript of the gene PPP1R3B, whose product is annotated as protein phosphatase 1 regulatory subunit 3B. NCBI's taxonomy places the organism in Eukaryota, Metazoa, Chordata, Mammalia, Carnivora, Mustelidae. The record is from RefSeq and is a predicted model, not a curated record. Gene Ontology annotation, biological process: regulation of glycogen biosynthetic process; regulation of glycogen catabolic process. Gene Ontology annotation, cellular component: protein phosphatase type 1 complex. Gene Ontology annotation, molecular function: protein phosphatase regulator activity; protein phosphatase 1 binding; glycogen binding. The transcript has 2 exons. The coding region runs from base 638 to 1495 and encodes 285 amino acids.
AGGGUGGGAUGGAGCCUGGCUGGACCCACGUGUUCCGCUUUAGUGCGGGUCUGGCCGCCAGGGGUAGUUGGCGGUGGCUGGGUCUGAGACUAUUGUACCGAGUUCGAACCUGAGACAAGGCGCUUCCCGCCUGGGACCCGACACUCCCCGAGGGUGUCCCCGAAGUUGGGCGGUGGGGCCUGGAGUACAAGGAAAAGUAGCCUCGACUUUCCCCUGGUCUUGGGUUCCCCGUAAUACGCAAGGAAAUACACUUGGGAGUCUCUCAGGUCGCCGAGGGCGAUGGGGUACAGAGCCCGCCCCGGUUCGCGGUCUCCGGUCCCCAGGCAGGGGCUGUCCCGGGCCGGCGGGGCCGAAGCUGCCGCGCGGGGACGCUCGCGCGGCGCGGCUUCGACCGGGGUUGCCCUGCCGCCCCGCCCCGGUGUGAUAACUUGGGCUCCUCCUCCUUGUUCUCCUCCCCCUGCGGGUCGUGUCUCCCGGAACGGAGCGCCAGCCCUGCCUCCCGGACACACGACGCUCACGUAGUCCGGUGGCAGGAGCUUCCCCUGCCACCUCCCUCCAGGCUCUCCGAUGCAGCGAGCCAGCUGGAGAGGGGGCUUCCCCACGGCCCAAAAGGGUUCUAGCCUAUUCGUCUAACCCCAUGAUGGCUGUGGACAUAGAGUACAGAUACAGCUGCAUGGCCCCUUCCCUGCGCCGAGAGAGGUUCACCUUCAAGACCUCACCGAAGCCCAGCGAGCCACUGAGGCCGUGCAUUCAGCUAAGCAGCAGGAAUGAAGCCGGAGGGAUGGUGGCCCCCACGGUCCAGGAGAAGAAGGUGAAAAAGCGGGUGUCCUUCGCAGACAACCAAGGGCUGGCCCUGACAAUGGUCAAAGUGUUCUCAGAAUUCGAUGACCCAUUAGAUAUUCCCUUUAACAUCACCGAGCUCCUAGACAACAUUGUGAGCUUGACGACAGCAGAGAGCGAGAGCUUUGUUCUGGAUUUCACCCAGCCUUCCGCUGAUUACUUAGACUUCAGAAACCGGCUUCAGACCGACCACGUAUGCCUUGAAAACUGUGUCCUAAAGGACAAAGCCAUCGCAGGCACAGUGAAGGUGCAGAACCUGGCGUUUGAGAAGAUGGUGAAAAUAAGAAUGACAUUCGACACCUGGAAAAGCUUCACAGACUUUCCCUGUCAGUAUGUGAAGGACACUUACGCCGGCUCGGACAGGGACACCUUCUCCUUUGACAUCAGCUUGCCUGAGAAAAUUCAGUCUUACGAGAGGAUGGAGUUUGCCGUGUGCUUUGAGUGCAGUGGACAGACCUACUGGGACAGCAACAAAGGCAAAAACUAUAGGAUCAUCCGAGCCGAGCUGAAAUCCACGCAGGGUGCCACCGAGCCACAAAACGGACCCGAUUUUGGAAUAUCCUUUGACCACUUUGGGAGCCCUCGGUGUUCCUACGGUCUGUUUCCGGAGUGGCCAAGUUAUUUAGGAUACGAAAAGCUAGGGCCCUACUAUUAGCCACUGCGUGUGCCGGAGCAUGGCGGAGCAGGUGCAGAGGAGCCUCGCUGCGGUCACGGGCGGGUGGAGACGGAAGCCAGGAGAAACGCGGAACUGCCAUUAGGCACAGUCUCUGAAAAGAAGGGAUCCUGUUCACUUUUCUUCUUAUGCCAGCUCAGCCAGCCAGAUUUAGGUGCCAGGACUGGUUUCCUGCUCGGAGUACCAGUGGGGUGCUGGUCGGCUCGGCUUCCAGGGUGGCCACGAGAGUCGGAGCAGGGUGGCAGGGCCGGCCUGGGCCUGGGCAGGAACCAGGCCCGUGGGUACUGCCGGCGACACUAGGGGAUGGUGGCUUCAGAACGAGGCCACCAGGGGUGCGCCCCAGCUGCCUGGAGGAACCGCCCCUGCCCCCUGGGAUGUGGACAGUCACCUGG